Orcinus orca (killer whale) is the source of this 2452-nucleotide messenger RNA. RefSeq names its product small ArfGAP 1 (gene SMAP1). The transcript has 11 exons. The record is from RefSeq and is a predicted model, not a curated record. NCBI's taxonomy places the organism in Eukaryota, Metazoa, Chordata, Mammalia, Artiodactyla, Delphinidae. Bases 198 to 1616 code for a protein of 472 amino acids. Gene Ontology annotation, biological process: regulation of clathrin-dependent endocytosis. Gene Ontology annotation, molecular function: metal ion binding; GTPase activator activity.
UCCCCCUCGCCGGCUCGGCUGUGGGUGCGGAGCCGGCCGGGUGAGGAGGCGGGUUAACGUCGGCGCUGUCGCCGCUGCUGCCGCCCCUCCUCCUGUUCCAGCCGCCGCCGCCGCUUCACGGCCGAGUUCUCGCGGCCUCGGCGGCGCCCGGCGUGUCCAGCUGCGCGGCCCGCACCCGCGUCCGCCCCGCCGCCGCGAUGGCGACUCGCUCGUGCCGGGAGAAGGCGCAGAAGCUGAACGAGCAGCACCAGCUCAUCCUGUCCAAGCUUCUGAGGGAGGAAGACAACAAGUACUGCGCCGACUGCGAGGCUAAAGGUCCUCGAUGGGCUUCCUGGAAUAUUGGUGUGUUUAUUUGCAUCAGAUGUGCUGGCAUCCAUAGGAAUCUUGGGGUUCAUAUAUCCAGGGUCAAGUCAGUCAACCUAGACCAAUGGACACCGGAACAGAUCCAGUGCAUGCAAGAUAUGGGAAAUACUAAAGCAAGACUACUAUAUGAAGCCAAUCUUCCAGAGAACUUUCGAAGACCACAGACAGAUCAAGCAGUGGAAUUUUUCAUCAGAGAUAAAUAUGAAAAGAAGAAAUACUACGAUAAAAAUGCUAUAGCUAUUACAAAUAUUUCCUCCUCUGAUGCUCCUCUUCAGCCUUUGGUAUCCUCUCCUUCUCUACAAGCUGCUGUUGAGAAGAACAAAUUAGAGAAAGAAAAAGAAAAAAAAAAGGAAGAGAAAAAGAGAGAAAAGGAGCCAGAAAAGCCUGCAAAACCUCUUACAACUGAAAAGCUGCAGAAGAAAGAAGAUCAGCAAUUGGAGCCUAAAAAAAGUACCAGCCCUAAAAAAGCUGCAGAGCCCACUGUUGAUCUGUUAGGACUCGACGGCCCUGCCGAGGUGCCAGUGACUAAUGGGAACACGGCCACGGGACAGGGCUUGAACGAUGAUCUGGACAUCUUUGGACCGAUGAUUUCUAAUCCCUUACCUGCAACUGUCCUGCCGCCAGCUCAGGGGACGUCCUCUGUACCAGCAGUUGCCGCUCUGUCUGCAGUGACAUCUGGGGAUCUGGAUCUAUUCACUGAGCAAACUACCAAGUCAGAAGAGGUAGCCAAGAAACAGCUCUCCAAAGACUCCAUCUUGUCUCUGUAUGGCACGGGGACCACCCAGCAGCAGAGUGCUCCUGGUGUGUUUAUGGGACCCACAAAUAUACCGUUUCCCUCACAAGCACCGGCUGCAUUUCAAGGCUUCCCGUCCAUGGGCGGGCCUGUGCCUGCAGCUCCUGGCCUUGCGGGAAGCGUGAUGGGGCCGAGCGCGGGCGUGAUGGUGGGCGUGCCCCUGCCCAACGGCUUCAUGGGAAACGCACAGACUGGGGUGAUGCCACUUCCGCAGAGUGUGGUCGGCCCCCCAGGAGGGAUGGUGGGACACGCGGGUGCAGCCCAGAGUAAGUUUGGCCUGCCGCCAGCUCAGCAGCCCCCAUGGAACCUCUCCCAGGUGAACCAGCAGAUGGCUGGCCUGAGCCUGGGCGGCGCAAGCCCCGCGGCAGGCUUCAGCCAGCCCCCCAGCACCACGGCGGGGGCAGCGGGGUGGUCGGGGGCCUCGUCAGGUCAGACGCUCAGCACGCAGCUGUGGAAGUGACCCUGCAGCACGGCCCACCGCGCUCCCCCUGACAUUCCUGCGGAGAUGCAGCCGGGUUCCCCUGUUCAUUCGUGUACAUAAUUUUUUUUUCUUUUCUCCCCAUUUGUUCAUAUUAAGAGUUAUCUGAUUGAUUGACCGUGUUGGUCUGUACUGAUGGAUUAAAUUUGCUGUGGUGAAAAGCAGGCUGAGAAACCAUUUCAUGUCGAGGGCAGCUCUUGCUCACAUUUCCCAGGAUUUCAUAGACACCGUAUCUGGGAAGCUGCUCGGUCAACGUGCAUGAUCAGUUUCCCUCUCGAGGAAAUUGUAGCUCUCAUGUUUGCAUAUAAGGGAAGUAGCUAUCAUGUUUCUUAGUAAUACCUCUAACAGUAUGACCCCACCCCCAGAUUAGCCAGUAAUCCCGUAGGAAGGUACUGUAUGAUCAAAUGUUUAAUCAUAUAAAUAGAAUGUCAAUGUAUCACUGAGCACUGUUUUCUAGUGUAUCCAGAUUCUUUUAUGUCAUCAUUCACGUCACUGUGCUGUUGCUAUGAUGUGCUUAACCGGGAACGUGGUUAGAGAAAGGAAGAUAAACCUGGAUGUUACUACAAAGUUAGUUGUUUAACGAAUGUUUGAAGAAGUCAGAUUUUACCUGCCUCCCUUGUAAUUGGGAUCUCCUCCUAUGUACACGUAGCGCUAACAAACACGAGACCUUUCUCUGCACUAGAUGCAAACAGGGUAACUAAACAAGCCACUUCAACCCUUGAAGGCGUAUCCAGGUUUAUGACAGUAAUUGUGUUUACAUUUUAUGGUGCCUAGUACUGACAGAUGUCAUAUCCCUGUAUUAAACAGAUGAAUCCAUA